CAAACUUUCUAUAUACGCGCAAUAUGGCGACAGCAUUUCUAUGCUUUUAGGCAAUUCUAGCGAGAGACAAACAACACGCCAAUUUUGCAAAUGCGCCACGUAAUACAUCAAUAAACAUUUGUUUGUGUCGGCUUCCGCGGUUUUUGUGUUGUAUGACGGACAUCUGUCUGGUAACAAUUCGUGGUAAUUGUGCGAAUGAAUCGGCAGCCAUUUUUAAACUGCCCACUUACUAUACAGUGUAUAAAAAGGAUAUGGAUAAUGGACCUUGUGUUGCGAGAUAGCGAUUUCGAGCGAAUGAGAUUAAAUGGGGCGUGAUUGUUAGCAAAAGAACAAGAACAAAGCAAACGAGUCGGGAAUAACUUCGUCGGAGCGUGUUUGAUCGUCAUCGUCGACGUCGGGGCCGUGAUCGUCGUCUUCGUCCUCAUUGUCCUCGGCGGAUUACCAACCAACACCAAGAGCGAGACUAUUUUUCUUCUCGUGUGCGCGUAACGAAUAGUGUUCGAAUCGACGAGCGCAUUUCUUCUCCGUGUAAUUAACGUAAUAGCGAAUUGUCAACAUUCGCGACAGUUCGCUCGGAAUAUGCCUUUAAGUUCACAUCCCGUAUUCUUGCUAAGAGAAGCGCGUGGUUCGGCCGAUCGUUUGCACUGAUCGAACCGGAAGAGACAGAGAGAGAGAGAGAGGGAGAGAGAGAGAAAAGAAAAAAAGAGAAAGAAAGAAAGACACCGAGAGAUCACCACGAGGUAGGAUCACUAACAAUCAUAAUCCGAGGAAUCUGGAAGAUCCGAACGCGUGCAACACAACGAUGUCGAUUCUAACAUGCGAGAGGACGGAUGCAACGAUCGUGUCUCUCGAAUGUUAAGUUUCUAUAAUAAUGGCAGAUAAUGUGCACAGAAAAUCGCACAAGCUGUCGGAUGGUAGUAGAAAAAUUUCUAACCCGGUUCACCGCACGACCACGGAGACGAUCCGGCUGGGAGAAAUAGAAAAGCUGCACCAGCCGGUCACUCUCAUCGCGCCGAGCAACGUGCAACAAGCCGGGAGCGGCAACCAGUGCAAUCGGAAGAAAACGUCGUCCUUCCAGAUAACUAGCGUUACCGUAGGCUGCCGCAUGAGCAAUGAUGCUGGCGAGGAUUCGAACGAUGAUCUGGACGAGUCGCACACGGAAGACAAUUCUGUCGAGCACUCGCGCAUCACCGACAUCGACAUCGAGACGCCUAGCUACUCCGAGGACACUUUCUCCAAGGAGGACGUGUUCUUCAACACGAGCAACGCCGCCCUCAGCACGGCGCCGGUGAUUCCAACAAGUUCGCAAUACGGCUUGGCGAUCGUGCCCUCCGAAGGUGGUAAUGCAAGUAACUCAGUUAACGAUAGCAAUAUCAACACCCUGGACAUCACGUCUGUCACCGACAAGAAUAUAAUAAACUUACUGUCGAGUAACGUUAAGCAAGAUGCCGAUCUGCGAGAAGUUCACUCGCACGGUAGAAACGAGAGAUUCAAGGUGGUCAAGAUCGAGAGCACGGAACCUUUCAAGAGAGGACGAUGGACCUGUAUGGAUUACUUGGAUCAUACAUCGGUUAAUCAACCGACCGCCAUCAGUACUCCCAAAGUGUCUGAUCCGAAUGAGGUGUGUAUAUCUUACGGGGUGACUGACAGCGGAGUCGUUGUACCGGAAGCCGCCAAGCAAUCCGUAGUGACUGACGAUAAAGGGAUUAGUAUCGACUCCAACGGACCAGUUUCGUCUCAUCCAGAUGCAGUGCAUACGUCGAUUGCUGUAUCGAACAAUCCCGCUCAAUCGGUACCGAGUGCGAACUACGCGGUAAAUAACUCAAUACCUCCCAAUGUACAGCAUAAUCCUACGCAAGUUCAAACCCAGGCCAAAGUGCAACAGCCCACACCGGCGCAGCCAAUUCCGCAAUACUUUCAAUCGCAGGCCCAGCCAAUAGCUACCCAGCAGCAGCAACAGCAACAACAACAGCAGCAGCAGCAGCAGCAGCAGCAAAGUGGUCAAGGAUCUACGUUACCUUCCAAUUUGCAGACCGCUCAUCCUAACAAUCUGAGUCAGCCCCAAAGUAUGCCCCAGGGUUCUAUUCCUCUCAUGACACAGACUAAUAAUAGCACGGUGACUGCUCAGCAGAGUAUACCUCAUUCGAAGGAAGAAACAUAUGUGACAGUGAGCACUCAGAAUCAAUCUCUGCCGGUGCAAAAUGUUUGUCCAGCGGCGGUGCAGCAAACCUCGGCACCGACCUCCCAGACACCAAACAUACUUGUUACGCAGCACCAGUCGGACGCAGCUGCCUGUCAGCAGACUUUGCAGACGCAGAAACCGCAGAUGACACAGAUUUCCGAGCCACUAACUGCCAUACAAGGGAUGCAAGGCAUGCAAAACAUUCACACGGUUCCUCAGACGGCAAGCGCGCCGCAGCAAGCUUCUUCGACAAUUCAUCCAUCCGGCGCAUCGGUGCAGUCACAGGUGAUCGCGUCCACGACGCAACAGAUGCAGCCGCAAACGUCCACCAGCACUGCUCCGGUACAGAUCACGCAAGUAACGGCCAAUUGUCAGAACGUCGUAGGCGGAUUGCAGCAGGGAAACAUAGCGUUUCAUCAGUCCGAUCCAGAACAGGAAUCCAUCACCGGCAUUGUUCCUAAUUCCACGAACGUACAGUCAGCCGACGCGACUCUCCUCGAAUCAUUAGCCGAAGUUACGCAGGGCAGCGACGAGCAUCGUACCCUCGAAGAUAAUGAAAGUAUGUCGGGGACAAGUGCUGUGGCAAUUGAUAAUAAAAUCGAGCAGGCUAUGGAUCUGGUUAAAAGUCAUUUAAUGUUCGCGGUAAGAGAAGAAGUCGAGGUACUGAAAGAAAAGAUAGCCGAGCUUAUGGAUCGUAUCAAUCAAUUGGAGGCAGAAAAUUCAAUAUUAAAAGCACACGCAACUCCGGAAACUCUGGCUCAAUUGAGCCAAUCGACAGCAAAAUUACCCCAAAACAGUUCAGGAAGUGGUCAAUAGUUUAAUUGUUUAGGAAGAACAUAUUUAAAACUGUAAAAAUUUGAAGGUUUCUUCUUUCUAAACAUGAUGAAGAUAAUUUUGAAGAUAUAUGUAUAUGUAUAUGUAUGUAUGUGUAUAUAAUAUAUAUGUAUAUAUACAUACAUAUAUAUAUAUAUAUACAUGUACACAUACUGUUGAUUCUAGACAAAAACAUAUACCAAGUACUAAAGCAACGCUAGGAACAGAAUGGACAUUAUUAGAAACACGAUUUUCUAACGUAUUACAAAACAAAAAAAUAGUAACAAUACGACAGGAUAGACAGCUUGACAUUCCUUGUUUGCUAUUGUUUUAAUACUGUAUUUUUGAUUACAAAUUUCAUCAAACUUACACAGUGUGAUUGGCAAAGAUGAUCAAAACUUAUAACAUUUUUGAGAUAUUCUAUUUAACGUACAUUUUUCUCAUUUUCUCUUAUUUUUUAAUGAUUUUUAGAAUCUUUAUAGUAAAAUUUUGAUUUGAUGGUAAAUUGUGGUAUCCAACACAUUUGCCACUUCAAUAUGAAAUCUCAUAUUUUAUAAGAUCUGCUCGUUGUAGUCUGGUUUUUAA
Pseudomyrmex gracilis is the source of this 3580-nucleotide messenger RNA. RefSeq names its product protein bunched, class 2/F/G isoform-like. Gene Ontology annotation, biological process: regulation of transcription by RNA polymerase II. Bases 872 to 2998 code for a protein of 708 amino acids. The transcript is spliced from 4 exons. The record is from RefSeq and is a predicted model, not a curated record. Lineage: Eukaryota; Metazoa; Arthropoda; Insecta; Hymenoptera; Formicidae.